AUGCAAGGAAUGCAUAUUGAUGAUAAACCGUCUACUUCGUCUCAAUUCAUGUUACCAAUGGUAUUUGAAAAUCAAUCUUUCAACCAUUCUCCACAUCAUCAACAACAGCUACAAAAACAACAUUGUAAUCGUGCACGGUUUUUUUACCGAUUGCGUCAAAAGAAAAAACAACGUCGUCUUCAACAUGGUCCAUUACCUGUACGUCAUCAUCAACAACAUGUAGAAGAAAUUAAAAGACAUAAUCAAGAGCAAAAAAUGGAAAAUAAAUUGAUUAUCGCUAUAGUUGGUUCAUUUAAAUCAGGUAGCGAUUCUGCUGAUGCUCUAAUUUGGUUAGAAUCCCCGGACGAUCAAAUUUUUAUGCGCAAUGUCAAUCAAUUAAUUUUCAUACUUGGCACAAAUGAUAUUCAUCGAGUUGGAGCUUUUCAGACAGUUGAACGUAUUGAUUAUACAAUCGAAAAAAUUCGACGCUUAUAUCCCGACGUAAAUAUUGUUUGGCAGCUUCUUCAACAGCACACACGAAAGACCUGGCUUUUACCUGAAGGCCAGGCAGUUUUAAAUGAAAUUGAAAUAUGUAAUAGGCUUCUACUCGAAUUGGCUGCUAAGAAGAAAUUUGAUACUAUUCAACCAGCAAUACCAAUUCAAUGCAUGUACGACGGUCUACAUCCAUCGAGAUAUGGAGUCGAAAUAAUGGAGGCAACCAUUCGUAACUAUCUACAACAAAACAAAAUGGUAUACUCUUCCUCGUUUUCAAAUAUUUCUCAUCGUUUUCAAAGUAACGUAUAUCCUCCUCCAUUAAUGUCGAUCAAUCUUUAA
Messenger RNA from Rotaria sp. Silwood2, 813 nucleotides. The record is from the annotation of a GenBank genome assembly. Lineage: Eukaryota; Metazoa; Rotifera; Eurotatoria; Philodinida; Philodinidae.